UUGUCCAUGCCUGGAGAGAAAUGUCAAUCUGUUCAUUGGAUUACAUGCAUUGGUGCAUCAUUGAAAAAUAAGUCUUGUGAAUGACAAUCUGCUUCUCCAGCAGGCGCGACGUGCAAUUUUGAAUCAAGCUGUAUGCCUUCAGAUGUGUAUUGUGUAUAAUUACUGUACAUAAUCCAAUGGCUAAAACCAUAGACAGGUAAUAACACACCACGAUAAAAUAAGUAGACCUACAGAAUUGCACGUGAUGUAUCAUUUGAAAUAUGAUUUCGUGGAAGCAUCUCAUCUGACAUUCAAUUUAUGCAUUACCUAGUAGCCCGUUUAUCCUUUUUGCACUAAAUUAUACGUGGUGUCGUAACAGAAACGCGAGCGGAAUAUUCAUUUGUGUUGGGUAUUAUACAUUAUAGAACUGUGCCGAUAAAUUACACUGAUUUAAAAUGCACCACCGAGCCCUUAAGGUGAUAGUGGCAUGAUAACACAUUAUUCUUACCUUCGAGCACCUCAAAUAUAGCCUGCGCCAUCUUGCAUUUCCACGACUGGGCGAUCGGCAUUUGACUAGUAGAGUCUGUUGGCUUGAAUGCGCUCCUCCCAGCUGUCAAAUGCGUGUAGUACUAGAACUAAUGUUGGGAACUACGGACUAGCAUGUGAAUAUUUGACGAUUAAAUUUAAGUAACAACCUGGUAAUACUGUAAACAUUGUUGUAGUACAAUAUUUUCCGUUUAUUAAUUUCAUUUUUAAAAAUGAAACCGAAAAUAUCCCAAUAGAGGCGUGAAUGCAAAUUAAUAAUAUAAUGUAUUUUUUGAAGCGUACUUUCAUGUCAAUUUACGAUGGUUAAGUGUAAAUGCCACUGGACUGGAUGACAUUUAAAUGCGUAUUUGUAUCGACAAAUUUGCGAUCGAUAAAAUGACUGACAACAAAAUCCACCAAUCAGAGCACGCUCAACUCGUCUAGCGGGGAACUCGUUUUCUCGACCAAUGAGAGGCCCCGGACAGGCGCACGUGUCGAUUUCGCGGCAAAAAAGAUUUCGCGCGAAAAGUAUCCCAUCCUUGUUUGGAUCUCGAUCAGCUGGGACAAUAACAACAAUUACGGACAAACACCGGGCAGCGAAGACGCUUUUAAGAAUGGAUCGCACCCACUGUGAGCUUCAUGUUCAUUAGCUGAUGCUGAUUUAGCUGAUCUGUGAAUUUACUUUAUUAUUUUUUUAAAUCUGCACUUUAGUCAGAAAGCUUCUCGCAUGCCCCAACAAACAGAGGGCGAUUGGUGCUAGCAUGCUAAUAUGACUUACUGCAUGAUCCAGAAUAGAACUUCACUUAUUAAUGUUUCACACCAAGGUACAUUUACUUAAAAUCGUCCGAACAUAACGGCAACAUUUUGAUGAAGGUGAAGCAACUGUCUUAUCGGUGUUGCAUAGUGCUCUCGACCCUUCCUGUAAAACUGCCGCAAAGUUUUACACGACAUUUCAUUCAAUUUGAUGUCGUUUCCGGUGUUGCAUUCUUGCUCUCCAGACGCAAACGGCGACUUUGUCCUCGAAUUCGUGCAACUCGCGUCGUCCCUAGAAGCGGCUAGCUCCUCGUUAGCAUGCUUGUUGACGGGGCCUGGUCUCGUGCUGACAACCGCAGGUGAAAACAAAAGAUUAGCAUGCUAGCCCGCUAUCCAUCUGCUCUUUUGACUCUCGACUUCUUUGUGUGCUUAAACGCCACAUCUGGCUUCCCGAGCUGGUACGUGUCUGGCAUUAUUCUAUUCUAAAUACAUUUGUUUGGGCAUCCCGUCUUUGCUGUUUCACUCGAAGUGGUAUUACAAUUUGGGUGUCAUAGAUUCAUGAGGAACUUCUUGAAAACCUGUCCACAAGUUGCUCAAGAACACUUGAAGCCAAACGAUCAUCACGUGGCUUCUUAGUCACUGAUAAGAGUGGAGCACUUGAGAAGUCAGAGUGCAUCUCGUUGUGACAUUGCAAACUGUGAGAGACCCCUGCCAUGUCAGAGACUCUGAUAACAGGCCGCACGUCUGAGGAUCUAUUGGCUGACUUCGAGACUUUGCUCAACCCCGAUGGUGUCGGUCUGGGUCAGGACCACCAGAUAGUCAUCAUUACCAGCCCCAGCAAUGAGGGUCUCCACCUGGAUGCCGCCCCCUCCAGCACGGGAGAAAUCCUGCUGUUUGCUACACCGCAGGGAACUGCUGAUGUGGCCUUCCAAGAGAAGAGAAGGCCAGCACUGGGAAAACCAUCGGUUAAGAGGAAGUUGGACCUGGACAGCGACCAUCAGUAUGUUAGUACGUCCCGGCCAUCUUCAGGCCGUGCGCCACCGUCCACACCUGCCCCUCCCAGAGUUCCUCGAACCGUUACGGAAAAGUCUCGCUAUGACACGUCCUUGAACCUGACCACCAAGCGCUUUCUGGACCUCCUGUCCCAGUCAGCUGACGGUGUGGUGGACCUGAAUUGGGCCUCGCAGGUCUUGGAUGUGCAGAAGCGGCGCAUCUAUGAUAUCACCAAUGUUUUGGAAGGGAUCCAGCUCAUUUCCAAAAAGUCCAAGAACCACAUCCAGUGGCUCGGGAACCGUGUCGACGGGGAGUCAGUCGCCCUCCAUCAGGAGCUGCGGAAGGAAGUGUCCGACCUGUCUGCAGCUGAGGAGCAGCUGGAUAAGCUCAUCUCCAAAUCCAAUCUUCAGCUCCGACUACUCACAGAGGAGCCACAGAACAAAAGGUUGGGCUAUGUGCGCUGCCAGGAUUUGAGGACGUCGUUUGAUACGCCCGACCAGUUAGUCAUGGUGAUCCGAGCUCCACCAGAAACCCAGAUGCAAGUCUCAGACCCCAGCGAGGGUUACCAGGUGUCGCUGAAGAGCACGCGAGGCGCCAUUGACGUUUUCCUCUGCCCGGACGACAGCUCCGGGGUUUGCAGCCCCGUGACAGAAAGCAGUCCCUCAAAAACGAGCUGCGACCCCCCGCCGCACACACGAGCCAGCCGCUCGACGCCCGGCAAAGACAGAAGUUCCGUAGCUCUGGAAGUGGCUUUGUCAUCCCCUGUGUCCACGUCGUCCACGCUAACAGCAGCUUCUCAGCCAGAAUCCUCAGCGCUGUUGUUGGGUGCGGAAGCAGAAUCCCUUAUGAACAGCGACCCAUUCUCAGGCCUGGGGGACAUGGCAGACUUUGACUUCUCCACGGACUUCCUCCACGGAGAAGGCCUUCCUCUCCCAUUGGACGGUUUCAUCAAUUUGUCUCCGCCUCACAACCCCGACUACCACUUUGGCCUGGAGGACGACUUGGGUGUCACUGAACUGUUUGACUGUGACUUUGGUGACUUGUCACAAGUUCUGGGGGAGAGUUAGACAAGGGUUGGGCGGUUGGGGAGAUUUUAGGUCUGGGAAAAGUCAGACUAGUACAGUGGACCCUCGGAGGUUCCACCUUUUGUUAAGAAGAGAACUAGUUCGCUCUUAUAAAAGUUUGAAGUGUGGUGCAAGUGAGUUGUUUAAAUAACAUUUAAUUUACAUUUUUAAUAUUUGCAUUAAAAUCAAGCAAAUCUUCCACUCGUAAAAAUACCAGCCUGACACACACGCACACAAAACUUUCUCCUAAAAUAACGGCUUUUCGUACUGAUCAGGGAAUCUCAAAAUUUUACCCCAAGCUCUCCAAGUACCACCAUAAUUGCCAACGAUAAAAUGGAGUCUAAAAACUAGAGAGGCUGAGGUUUUAGUUCUAAAGUGUGCGUUUAUUUACGUAAGUUAAAUACAACUAAACUGUACUUAAAAAGGAAAGUACUGUACAUGAGUACAGUACUGGAUUCAGAAAAGAUAUUGCAUAGCUCUAAUAUUUGAUUGUACUUUGUUAUAAAUGUAAAUUGGAAUUCUAUUAUUUCACUUAUUUAUUUGUGUAACGCUCUAGAGAAACUCCAUGUACCACUAGUGCAGUGCUUCUCAAUUAUUUUCUGUUACGCCCCCCCCCCUAGCAAGAAGAAAACUAUUCGCGCCCCCCCUCCCCACCGUGACUAUCCUAACUUGUCUUGUAAGUCGUAAAAUGUUGCACUGUCGCAAACGUGACAGAAGUAACAAUGAGAGCGCCACUGCCCCCUGCUGUAGUAAACGCGCAAUUACACUUUAUUCUAGUACUGCCAAAAAAAAAGCCUGUUCCCCAGGGUCACACGCGCCCCCCCAGGAAUAGCACCGCGCCCCCCUUGGGGGGCGCGCCCCACUAUUUGAGAAGCACUGCACUAGUGGUACUCGUACCAUACUUUGAGAAUCACGGUAAUAGGUACCGUAAUUCCUCGAGAAUAACGUAAUUAUUUUUUGCAGGACAAAAAAAACCCCGUUAAAAUCAAGGGAGUGUAUUUUAUUGUACAUAGGUUUAGGGGAGAAAAAAGAAAAAAAAGCACAUUUGUCAGCUUGAUUAGAUGUCCCGGUGUUGUGAAAAGGAUGUAGUUUCAUUUCAGUAUGACUUUAACUUAACUUUUAACUUAACGUCUAAUGCUACAAAAAUAUAUUAGUGGAUAUUAAUGUGGUGGUUUUGAUGUAAUUUCUUGGCGGAGCUAAUGACCAACUAGCAUAUUACACACUUGUGUUUUUGUGGCGUGUGUGUCAACGUAUUUUUGUAGCUGAGUCUUUUUCUCAACUGGCAAAUUGGGGAGCAUACUUUUCAUGAGUACAAAGAAGAAUCUGAUUUUGAAGGGCUACAAUCUGCAUAUAAAUUGAGUAUACAUUAUUCUCGAGAAAUUAUUGAAUAGAUUUAUCUCCUCUCAUUGUGUCUCUAAUCCUUCCUUCUAACUUCCAAGUGUUGCUUGCGACUACUCCGAGGGUCCGCUGUAGUACUUUGGACAAUCAAGCAACUUGCGCAAUAUUGUUGCUUGAAAUGAUUCUAAUUGAAACCCCCAACCCUCCAAAUUGUACAGCACUUCCUGUUUGGACUUUAGCUCGGAUUUAGCUAUAUUUAAAUUGUUCGUGCGUGUGUGUGUAUGUUUUUGUGAAGGGUUUUUAAUGUGCAGGGUGGCACGUGCAAGUGACUUGAGAGUUUGGAGCCAAGCCAGGCUUACCCUUACCCUGGCCCAGCUCAAUCUUCAGGGUUUCAUGGGAACAGUGCUGGUUACGUUUGCUGGUGGAGCAAAGGUUGGAUGAUUUUGGAAGGUGAGUUAACAAAGAGCCCUCAAAAUGCUGAGUGGCUGUGUGAGUUUUUGUUUUCUGCAAACAGAAAUUGUGCUUAAAUAUGUCAAUUUAUUUUGAUGCCUUGAGGUGGCGAUUGUGCGGAUACGGGAAAAACUUGUGAGCUCAGUGAUCAAUAGUCACAUGUUGGGACACUUGUCAAUGUACAACAUGAUGGAUUUUGCUGGGAAUGGACAGCGAUAAGUGUUUUCUACUUGGCCUUUGGCCACUUUGCAAAAUGUCUACCAAUUUUUGCAUCAAAACAUUUUUCUUCUAAUUUAUGUAUGCUUUGUUUCCCUUCCACGGGGGUGUACACGUGUGACGAAAAGUUAUCUUUUAGUACAGCGUUGAAUUUGUUAUUUAUUAUUUUUAUUUGAUGGGAUUCUAAAGAAGGUCUUGCUAGCAGGAAGGGACUUUUCGAAUGAUCCAUGCAAAUGAUCCUUUGAGUAUUUUUGCGUGAGUCUUUAUUAGCGUUUGAAUAUGUGCAUUUGCUAGUGAUGGCAAGUUUUCUCAUGUUUGUAAUUUUGAUUCUCAUCACUUGCAUCACUUUAUUUUCAAACUGUGUUUUAUCAACCUCAGCACUGCACUGUUCAGGGUGCCUCUGUCCUUUAAAAAAAAAAAAAAAAAAGACAAAUCUUUAAAAACGGCAGGUUUUUCCUCAUUAACGUUGCGCAAGUAUGAAGUUUAGCCGCUGUUAACAUGAUGGAUGAAGGUAGCUUUUUAAAAAAUAUUUGGAAAGCCAUUUAUUUAUAAAAAAAAAAAAAAAAGUGAUUUGGGAAAUAUUUUUGGGUACAUUUACAGGUUAAACAAAAUGUAGAUUAAUAUUACUACUUAUUGGAACACCUAAAGUAAAACUGUGCUUUCAAUGCAGAAAUGACUAAUUAAAAAAUAUGGAGGGUGCAAUGAUCACGUAAUGAAUUAUUUCGUUUGGUGGGGGUGAUUUAAUCAACACGUCUAUGGCUUCUGCGUCUUAUAAGAUGACUGCAUUAGUUUGUAUAGUAAUAAAUAACAUUUUGAAACGUGUUCAAAAUUACUUAUUUUGAAAAUAACUGCUAUUCUGGCCGAAGUGAAGAGAACGUUUUUGUUAAAAAUCUAACUUUAUUUAUAUGACAGUGAUUGUGUCUUGGUUGCAAUUCUGGUUCAAAGUGCUUUUUAGGGAAUUCUUUUAAAUAGCACAGUUGAAAUGCCAUCCUGAAAUGCCAAAAUAUUUUUUAGGUCUUCUUUUCAUUGGUUUGCUCAUGAAGUGGAUUUUUUUGGUCAUGAAACACUUCCUACUCUUUUGUAUCUUUUUUAAUUGAGAAAAUAAACUAUUUGGUCUUA
Molecule: messenger RNA, 6437 nt
Organism: Syngnathus typhle (broad-nosed pipefish)
Lineage: Eukaryota; Metazoa; Chordata; Actinopteri; Syngnathiformes; Syngnathidae
Gene: e2f1
Product: E2F transcription factor 1
Exons: 7
Coding region: 1971-3317 (448 amino acids)
Biological process (GO): G1/S transition of mitotic cell cycle; regulation of transcription by RNA polymerase II
Cellular component (GO): Rb-E2F complex
Molecular function (GO): RNA polymerase II cis-regulatory region sequence-specific DNA binding; DNA-binding transcription factor activity, RNA polymerase II-specific; protein dimerization activity
Source: RefSeq, a predicted model, not a curated record